This is a messenger RNA of Nothoprocta perdicaria, 2365 nucleotides long. RefSeq names its product yippee like 5 (gene YPEL5). Lineage: Eukaryota; Metazoa; Chordata; Aves; Tinamiformes; Tinamidae. The coding region runs from base 151 to 570 and encodes 139 amino acids. The record is from RefSeq and is a predicted model, not a curated record. The transcript has 3 exons.
GCUGAGAGCUGGGCUUGGGUGGUGUUUUUUAAGUGUUCCCUCUGCUGGUAGUCAUCGCAAGUUUAAAGUAAUGUUACUGGAGUUAGAUCAUCAGCUAAUGGUUGUUUACUUGCCAGGACCUGUGUCGAAACCUGGAGAUGCUCUGCCAAAAUGCCUGACUCCCUUAAGCAAGGUCUUGAGUACCUACUUAGAAAAGUUGUGAAAAUGGGCAGAAUUUUCCUGGAUCACAUUGGUGGCACUCGCCUGUUCUCCUGUGCAAACUGCGACACGAUUCUGACCAAUCGAUCCGAGCUCAUCUCUACUCGUUUUACAGGGGCCACAGGAAGAGCCUUCCUUUUUAACAAGGUGGUAAAUCUGCAGUACAGUGAAGUUCAGGAUCGGGUCAUGCUCACUGGCCGCCACAUGGUUCGAGAUGUGAGCUGCAAGAACUGCAACAGCAAACUGGGCUGGAUCUAUGAGUUUGCCACGGAAGACAGCCAGCGCUACAAGGAGGGCCGCGUUAUCCUGGAAAGAGCUUUGGUCCGAGAGAGCGAAGGCUUCGAGGAGCAUGUUCCGUCCGACAAUUCCUGAAGGGACUCGAGUCUCUUGGCAGGUUUUCUUCAUUUGAAACUCAAAAAUAAUAAAAAUCAACAAAAAAUUCUACUUACAUACACUGUCACCUUAGCAUCAGAGUCGGAUUCAUGGACUACAGAGGGGGAAAGAUUGUGAGAGAAUAUCAGAUGGAACCUUCCUUUCUUUAUUCCUUUUGUAUUUUAAUUUUCUUCCAGCAGCUGUUUGUAGAAAGAAUGUUGUGCAGAUGCUGUAACUUUCUGUCUUGCAUUUGCAUCUGUUAGAUCUGAGAUUGUAUCUGCAGAUACGAUGGGCUAAAAGGAAAAUAUUGGGGAGGUUUCUUUUGUUAGAAAUCAAUGGUGUUUUUUUUAGUUUGCACAAACUGAUGUCAGUAUAAAGUUAUUUUAAAACUACAGAUGGUUUUUUAAAAGUACCUUCCAAUUUUUGGCUUAAUUUUUUUUCUUUUACCCAAUCUUUUCACCUGAUUUGAUAGCUUAAGUGAAGAGAUCCGAAUUUGUGCCGAGUGCUAAAGGUUCAGUGUUGGUACAGCUUGGGCUGGCCCUUGUGCCAUAUUCUUGUUGAGGUUGAUUGGUAGCACAGAGCCCAUUACUUCUUGUCGUUCUUGACCCAAAGAUGUCACCAUUCCUCAUUUAUUUGUGAAGUCCCAUUCACCAUGUAAACUGGUGUUGAUUGGAAACUAUUUUUGAAAUAGGGCAAAACUGCUUGGCUGUUUUUUCUUUUAACUGAUGUAACUUAUAAGCAUAGUAAUAAUAUAAAAUAAUAGUUGUCUGUUUAGUCUUGGGUUGUUUACGAAUCAGAAGCUGUGUUUGUAAUAAUAGGGAUCCACCGAGAAACUACUGUUUUAGUAGUAUUUUUUUUCUUUUUUCAUCUCUACUAAUCUCAUUAAGUAGACAAGGCAAAUGCAAAUCUUAAUUCUUCUUCAAGGAGCUUUCUUUAAACCCAGAACUUCCUAUGCUAAACACAGCUGCUGUGUAAAAGGAGAAGAUUGCCAGCAUGUUUGCUCAUGCAUCCAGUAUGCAAUCUGCAUCUCUUGAAAAGAUUAACUUAAACAGCUUGUUUUCAAAUGCUGCUUCUGGUGUUGAAACUUAUCUCGUUCAACCUUGUUGAACCUUUUCAUUGUGAUAUUACAAUUUUAUCUUUCUGGGCAGCAGCACAUGUAAGCCUAGUUGUAACCAGUGACUUGGAUUCCUGCUUCCUUCKUGUAGAGGUCAGCUCUGUUUAAAAUAGUGAUCUUGCUUGCCUUUUAGCAGAAAUGUUCUUCAUUAACUUAACUCAAGGGUGCCCAAACACUUAUUUCAUUGUGUCUUAAGCCAUAAGUUAAGAUCUCAAGGGCUUCAAUUAUUUUGAAUGUUAGCUAUGUAUGAGUCUGUAUUAAAGAUAUGCAUUUUUUUUCUUCUUUAGAUAAAUUAUGGUUAACAUAAAACAAGUUACUGAGAGACACAUAAGAGAGAAACAAAAUGAUCUGGGCUCUGACCUUUCAGAAUGACUUUUCUUCAUUAGCCACAGCUCCAUAAUGAAAACUUAGAAUGUGGAGGGUGACUGUGCAGAGGUGUUUCUUUGUUUAUUUCUUAAUUAUUUUUGKUCGCCUAGUAGCGAUUUGGACACCCCUGACUUGAAUCUAAUGCCUAUUUAAUGUAAAAGUAGCUUUACUAUAGAUUUGCCACAUAGAAAGGAAACAAAGUAGAUCACAUACCAGAGCUGUGCUUGAAUCAAGCUGCUUAAACAAUAGUGUUCUUGUGCCUCAAAUGAAUCAGUUCUUGCACUGGGUACGGUAGAACCCCAUUUUCUUGUACUU